Molecule: messenger RNA, 3591 nt
Organism: Stereum hirsutum FP-91666 SS1
Lineage: Eukaryota; Fungi; Basidiomycota; Agaricomycetes; Russulales; Stereaceae
Exons: 4
Coding region: 1-3591 (1196 amino acids)
Source: RefSeq, a predicted model, not a curated record
AUGGAAUUUCGAUCGUCCAAAAGCGGUAAGGUGAAUCGAGGCGGCCGGAAGCGGAAGGAGAGGCCGGCGUGGCAAUCCGCCACGCAGAUCGAGUGGCGGGAGCGAGGAGACGAGAGGGCGGGGGACUGGGGCGGCACAGGAGACUGGGAUGAGGGAAAAUUUCCGCAAGGGGAAGACCGGAGGGAGCCGGAGCGGAGAGUGGCGGUGUUUACGGAUAAGAAGGAUGCCGUAAGCGGCACGCGCCACAGGUCAUUCCUUUUCGAGCGGGAGUUGGCAUAUAUUAUCCUGCCGCCGCCGCCACCGUGGCCCUCUCCUCUUUCCCCCCAUCUCCCACUCUCUCUGUGGUGGCGAGCACGUACCAAGGCCCCCGCCCUCGCCGUCGUCCCCGUCGUUGACCACCGUCUCACCUUUGCACACAUGGAGCAACCCGACGCCGCCGUCGUGGCACCCAUCGUCCUCCCUCUCCACUCGUCGUCUGUGGCAACCGCGCCGCCGGAGAGCUCAGAGCGCGCGACGUUGCCUCCCCAGGAGCAGCCCGCGGACGGGCCACGCCCCUCCCCCUUUGCUGCUGCCGUCCCUCCCGCCCAGCCUCAAGAGUCAAACACGAACGGUACCACCGACAACGCCAACAACGACGCGACCGGCACCCAACAACCCCUGCCGGAACGUCCCGCGGAGGUAUCGACCCUUAAGCCGGUCGGUCUCUCCCCUGCCAACUGGGCCGGUGGCGCCAGCCCCGCCGCUGUGCCACCCAACGCAGCCAAUAGUGCCACACCAACACCUUUGCCCCGCUUUCUCAUUGUUGCGCCCUCCGUCGUUGUCGUCGACGACGACGACAACAGUAGUGGCGCACCGGUAUGGAAGCCUACAUGGAACAAGAUGGGUUACAACCCUCCUCAACCCAAUGGUAGCCAGCCUUCCAAACCAGAGUCUGUUCCAGAGGGCGACGCCACCGCCGUAACUGGAGCGCCGGCUGCUCCUGUGGCACCCUCCACCGGCUCGGCUCAAAAUAUGUUCCAAGACUAUCUCGGGGAACGCUUGUCCCCGUCAGAACCAAAACCAUCUUCUCUUGGUUCCCUCUCACCACCACCCACCGAUAUCGAAUCCACCACGAACAACCGCGACGUUCCGAAACGCAAGGCCGCCUCAGUUGCAGCUGCCCUCUGCAAGCGCGAAGCGACCGACUCCCUACCUCGCAAUGGUAAAGCCUCUCUUGCUGCUGGACGCAAGACUCCUGCCGAACGUAAAGCCUCCUCGAAGACCGCAACGUCCGCUAAGGACAAAGUUACAGGCAAAGUCAAGGGCACCGCGUCUGGCGCGGCGUCGACCAAGAGCAAGCGAACCCUGAAGUAUCUCGCGACCGAGGCGUUGGAGACGAGAGUGUGCAAGUAUUGCGACCACGAGCCGUUCUCGAGGGCGAAGGAUUGCUUCAGACAUAUGAACAAUUCGUGCCCGAAUAACCCUUCGAAACACGCGGAGGAGUGCCCGGAUUGCCACAAGUCGCUUUCGAGGGGCGACGCGUUGAAGAGGCACUACAAGACGUGCAAGGAGAGGGAGGAGAGGAUGGCGAAAGAGAACGGAACUGAACUACCGGCUCCCGCUGCGGCUGGGAGCGUCGCUGCUGGGAAGGGCAAGCGCUCCGCUGAAGACGACGAGCAGGGUUCCGAGGGGGAUAAGGAGAAGAAGAAGAGGAAGGUCGCGACUCCGAGGAAGAAACCCGCUACGCCUAGGGCUGGACCGAAGAAGAAGGCGUCUGGAUCUGCCUCUGUUGCUCCAGGUGAUCCAUCCGCCAAGGAUCACGCGUCCCUUUUCGCUCAGGCUGAGGAACGUCUCAAGGGCGCGAACGGUGCACCUGAGGGCGAAUCCGAGGUUGGAGAGUCCGAGCUCGAGUCUGAGGCCGAUGAGGACGCGGAGGGCGAACCUGAUGGUGAGAUUCCUGCUGCUGGUGACGUCGUCAUGACCGACAGCGCGAAACCCGUCCCCGCCACGUCGACCGAAACGCUCCAGGUCCAGGAUAUCGAGAUGGGUGACGCUUCGAGGCCGAAGACUACCAGAAGGCAAAGCACCAGACCUCCGAAGCCGAGAGCGAAGCGUGCAGGCAAGAACGCUGAUGGUCAAGUCAAGGGCAAGGAGCUCGAGUCGGAGGAGGGCGUCUCACCUCCUCCGGGGUUAAACCUCCUCAAGGGCGACGGAACCCUCGCUAACAUCGCAGCAGACGGUAGUUCUUCGACUCUUCCCGGUGGCGCAUUCACUUCCGCCAUCUUCCCAUCCACCACUCCCGGCACAACGCUUCCUUCCAGCUCCCUCGUCGCUGCUGCAGACGGAUCUAUGUCUGCACCACCUUCCGUCCUCGCUCUCGACCCGAACUCGAAGGAAGGCCUUGCUCAGCGCAAGUGCAAAUUCUGUGACCAUCCGCCAUUCACGCGCGCUCAGGACUGCUUGAGGCAUAUGGAGCACAGUUGCCAGGCGAAUCCGAACAGGAAGGUCACAGAGGUGUGCGACGAGUGCCAUAUGCAGCUGAGCAGGAGCGAUGCGUUGAAGAGGCAUUAUAAGACGUGCGGGAAGAGCAAGAGGAAGGGUGGCAAGGGCGCGUCUUCGAUCAAUGUUCCGGGGAAGAGUGGCAGCUCGAGUGCGAUCGUCACUGGCAGUGGUGGCGAGGGUAGCCCGAGUGUGGGCCCGAGCGCGGCGCCGAAUGGAAAGGGGAAGGAGAAGGAGAAGAGCAAGAGUCAGAGCCCGGAUAAAGGUGUCGAGGGCGAGGGUGCGAACGUCGGUGAGGCGGGUCCGGAGAGCGACCAAGGCAAGACGGACGACGCCUCGAAGAACGACGGCGCCACCGCCGCCACAGGGGCUAAUGACGCCUUACCAGUUCGCAACGCUAUGGUCGAAGAUCUCCUCCGCGCCGUUGAAGCCGCUCGUGCCGCCGAAAUGGCAAGUUCAAACCCUUCUGCUCCCUCCACAGCCGCCAACGGCGCCACCAGCACCGCCAACUCUGCCAACGCCGCUCUUCCGCCCUCUGUCGCUUUGACCCAAGCAGAUGCGUUCAGUCAAGCCAUAGCCUUCGCUCAACAAGCCGCCGCUCCGCUCGGUCAACAACAGCAGGGCGUGCCGACGACGAGCAGUUCGUUGGCUGGCGCUUUGGGACCUGCACCUGCGUUCGUUUUGGACCCGGCGUUGGCGAACGCGACCGCGAACACGCCGGUCAGUCUUUCUGCGCCUGGUGCUCCUGGCGUUCCGCCUACGAUGUCUGGGGAAGCCAAGCAAGCUCCUGAGGCGACUAAGGAAGGUGGUACUGCGCCUGCGCCUGUCCCUGCUCCUGGGUACGAGAAGGGACCGGCUGAGGCCGUUGCGUCUACGACUGGCGCUGUUCCCAAUCACUCACAGACACAGGCGCAGGCUGCGGCUGCGGCGGCAAUGCUUAGCGCGAUGAAUCCUGCGGAACAGGCCAAGGCGAAUGAGAUCGCAAAUGCUAUCGCGGCGCAUUUGGCGAUUGUGCAUAGUCAGCAGCAGCAGCAGCAACAGCAACAGACGGCGGCACAGGUGCAGCAGCAGCAGGGGACGAAUGGGCAGGGAGCGGGUGCGAGUGGGCAGUGA